AUGUCUCAACAAACUACUUUCCAUCCCAAAACCAUCACCAUUAGCAUGACAAUCGGCGGCGUCGUUGUUACAAUCCAGCUCGGUGUGGAUUCUGGCCCGGGAGGAUAUCCGGAAGCCCAAGGGGGCUUCGCGAUGCCCGACUCGUUCAUCAUCCCAGAAGAAGUCGCCGACACCAUUAUGCCUGAAGCGACCAGUGGACAUCCCCCAGGCGAAGAAGUUUCGAACGAAGAAUUUCUACAACAAGUGGGCUUCCUUCCGCCAAAUCCUUGA
Parascedosporium putredinis is the source of this 270-nucleotide messenger RNA. The record is from the annotation of a GenBank genome assembly. NCBI's taxonomy places the organism in Eukaryota, Fungi, Ascomycota, Sordariomycetes, Microascales, Microascaceae.